AUGCACCGACAGAUCUUUCGCUACGCACGCGACGUCCACGCCAGACGGGCUGCACGCGCUGUCAAGACACGACCGCAUGUGCGAUCCCACCUAUUUUCCAGCCCCGUCGCUGUCCAGCAGACCAAUUUGCUCAUCAACGGCGUCUUCGUGCCGUCCCACUCGGGCAAAACCUUCGAGAUGUUCAUUCUGGCAACCAAAGAGAAGAUCGCCGAAGGGGCAGACGCGUUCUCCGCCGACAUUGAUGCGGACGUCGAGGCUGCCCGUGCAGCCUUUUGA
Molecule: messenger RNA, 276 nt
Organism: Hyaloperonospora brassicae
Lineage: Eukaryota; Oomycota; Peronosporomycetes; Peronosporales; Peronosporaceae
Source: the annotation of a GenBank genome assembly